AUGGACCUGCAACUUGAUGGCAAAACGGCGAUCGUUACCGGAGGCAGCCGAGGUAUUGGCAAGGCGGUGGCACGAGUGCUGUCCGCCGACGGCUGUAGUGUCGUGAUCACCGGCCGUUACGCCGACACCCUGUCCGAGUCGGCCGAGGAUAUUGCGGGUGAUACCGGCAAGACGAUCAUCCCCAUCGUGGCCGACAUGACCAGUACCGACCAGGUGAAUGCGAUGGUCGCCCAGGCCGCCGAGGCCUUGGGUGGUCGGGUCGACAUCCUGGUGAACAACGCCGCCGCUCCCGGCGGUCUGGCCCGUGGGUCGCUGGCCGAAAUCCGCGACGAAGACGUCAUGCUGGACCUGGACACCAAGGUCAUGGGCUACCUGCGCUGCGCGCGGGCGGUUGCUCCCUACAUGCAGCAACAGGGAUGGGGUCGCAUUGUCAACGUCGGCGGUUUGUCGGCGCGCCGGGCGGAGGGCAACCUCAGCGCCGGCGUCCGCAACUCGGGCCUGUCCAACCUGACCAAGUACCUGGCCGAGGAGCUGGGCAGCGACGGCGUCUGUGUCAACCUGGUCCAUCCCGGCACCACCCGCACCGAGCGCAGCGGCCCCAUGUACGCCGAGCAGGCCCAACGGGAAGGCACCACCGUCGAGGAAAUCGAGCGUCGCGCCGCGGCCCGCAACUCCACCCGGCGCAUCGUUGAUGCCGAAGAGCUGGCGUGGGUUGUGGCCUUCCUGGCCUCGCCCCGCAGCAUCGCCAUCAGCGGCGAGACCAUCGCCGCCGGCGGCGGAGCCGGCACCAACGUCUAUCACUGA
Messenger RNA from Geodia barretti, 804 nucleotides. NCBI's taxonomy places the organism in Eukaryota, Metazoa, Porifera, Demospongiae, Tetractinellida, Geodiidae. The record is from the annotation of a GenBank genome assembly.